UGUGAAGGGAGCGGACUCAGCGGAGGGUGAAGAAGACCAUAUGUUGGGAUAUGAAGGCUGAUAUAGGAGGAGGAUAAAGUGGCUGUCUGUCCAAUCUCACAGGUGCAGGCAUGUGCAUCCAAAAAGGCUGAGAGCCUUUUACCACCCUAGGCUGCCACCAUGGGCACCGCAUCCUCUCUGGUCAGCCCAGGAGAAGUGAUUGAGGAUGGAUAUGGGGGUGAAGGUGGGGAAGCCUGUGAGAUCCCAGUGGAGGUCAAGCCCAAAGCCCGACUCCUACGCAGCUCCUUUCGCAGAGGACCACGGGUGAUCGGGGCCAGUUUCAAGUCCACGGGUUCAGUGGACCUGGAGUACGCUGCGGAGUACGAGAGACUCCGUAAGGAGUAUGAAAUCUUUCGUGUCAGCAAGAAUAACGAAAUAUCAUCCAUGCAAAAGAAGGAAGCCAAACUGGAUGAGGAGAACAAGAGGUUAAGAGCUGAACUGCAGGCUCUGCAGAAAACUUACCAGAAGAUCCUUCGAGAAAAAGAGAGUGCUCUUGAGGCGAAGUACCAAGCUAUGGAGAGGGCUGCUACUUUUGAACAUGACAGAGACAAAGUGAAACGACAGUUUAAGAUUUUCCGUGAGACGAAAGAAAAGGAGAUUCAGGAUCUCCUCCGAGCCAAAAGGGACCUAGAGGCUAAACUGCAGCAGCUGCAGGCUCAGGGAAUCCAAGUCUAUGACCCGCAUGAUUCUGACUCAGAUGACAACCAGACCACUGUUACCGCUGCCGGAACACAGUGUGACUACUGGACUGGUGGUGCACUGGGAAGUGAGCCCUCUAUGGGCAGUAUGAUGCAGUUGCAGCAGACUUUCCGAGGACCAGAGUUUGCUCACAGUCUGAUCGAUGUGGAGGGACCGUUUGCAAAUGUGAGCAGAGAUGACUGGGAUGCUGCAGUAGCCACUUUACUUCAGGUCUCCCCUCACGUGCCCCAGGCCUUAUGGAGUAACACAGUACGCUGCUACUUAAUCUUUACUCAGGAGACCAAAGCUGAGUUGGAUAUCUUUAUGAAGAAACACUCCUCUGUGUUACGGAAGAUGUGUGAGGGUCUGGGUCAUUUCUACCUGAACGUCUGCUUCCCAGAGGAAACCGCUGCCUCAUAUGUUGUGGAGCGCAAGCAGGAGCUUGAACGAAGCUCCGUGUGUGUGCUUCUCCUCAAAUCUACUGUCUCCAGCUCUGCGGUGGAGGAUUGUGAGGAGGCGUUUGUGAAGAAUCCAGAUGGUCAUCCACUGGUGCUCUACCUCAGAACUGACGAAGAUCACAGUUUGACUGGACCCACCAGGCAACUGCUGGAAAGGGUCAAUGCUGCGGACAAGGCUGGUAAAAUCAAGGUGGUGGAUCACAGUGGAUCCGCAGAAGAUGGAGCUGACCUAAUUCAUGCUCAGCUAGAGAGAGUCAUCAGACAGGAGUUGCUGGGUUUUGAAGGAGCAGAUGUGGAAUCCAAGGACUCUGGGAUAGAGGAGGGGCGUGAGGAAGACUCUGGAGAUGUCCUCUGGGACCUGCACGAUGAACAGGAUCAGAUUGAGUCCUAUCAGCAAGCCUGUGGCAGCACCACCUCCCAGCUGGGUUUCCAGAGGUAUAUAGAUCGUUUGAAUGACAUGAUCGCUGCUCCCCCUCCCACCCCUCCUCUGCUGGUGUCUGGUGGUCCAGGCUCAGGAAAAUCUCUCCUGCUUUCCAAAUGGAUUGAGCUGCAGCAGAAGCAGACGCCCAACACUUUGUUUCUGUAUCAUUUUGUUGGUCAUCCUCUUUCCACAAGUUCAGAGCCUGUUCUCAUAAUCAAACGCCUUACAGUCAAACUGCUGCAGCAUUUCUGGUCCAUUUCCGGCUUGUCUAUGGAACCCAGUAAGAUCUUGGAGGAGUUUCCCCGCUGGCUUGAAAGACUUUCCGCACGUCACCAAGGAAACAUCAUCAUCAUCAUCGACUCCAUCGACCAAAUACAACAAGCGGAAAGGCACAUGAAGUGGCUGAUCGACCCCCUGCCUGUUAAUGUGAGAGUGGUGGUGUCAGUCAAUGUUGAGACGUGUCCUCAGGCUUGGAGGUUGUGGCCCACGCUCCACUUAGACCCACUAAGUCCCAGAGAGGUUAGGAGUGUUGUCAAUGCAGAAUGUCAGACUGUUGACUUCAAGCUUACCAAGGACCAGGAAAAGAAGCUGGAGAGGCACUGUCGCUCUGCGUCCACAUGCAAUGCACUGUAUGUCACACUCUUGGCAAGGAUGAUCAUCAGCUGGUCAUGUUGGUCACAGGAGAAGAGCAUGGAGCAGUUUCUGCAGUGUCCAGACACCAUGUCACUCUACCGUCUGGCACUGAAGAUGGCGCUGAGCUCCCUUAACAACGACAGAGAGCGACUUGUAAUGAGAGAGAUACUGUGCCUUGUAUGUGCGAGCCAUAAUGGAGUGAGUGAAUCUGAGGUCCUGGACCUUUUCCCAGAGCUUGAGGUACCUGUCCUGUCCUCUAUGCUGUACCACCUGAACAGACUCUGCAUUGUAACUCUCCGUUGCGGGCUCGUCAGGUUCCAACACCUGCAGGCUUGGGAAGCUGUGAGGUUGGAGUUCCUUGGUGGAGGAAGCAGCUCUGCUACUUAUAGAGAGAAACUUAUCCAUUAUUUCAGCCAACAACUCAGCCAGGACCGCGUGACGUGGCGUGUUGCAGACGAACUUCCCUGGUUGCUCCAACAGCAGGAGGACAGGACGAAUCUUCAGCUCAGCCUUUUGAACCUGUUUGUGUCCCAAAAUCUCUACAAGAGGGGUCAUUUCUCUGAGCUGCUGGCCUAUUGGCAGUACGUAGGCAAAGACAAAAGCUGCAUGGCCAGUGAGUACUUUGACUCUCUGAAACACUAUGAGAAAAACUGUGAGAGUGAAGAGAGCAUGACCAAGUUGGCAAACCUGUAUGAGACCUUGGGACGUUUCCUCAAAGACCUGGGCCUUCCAAGUCAGGCUGUAGCCCCUUUACAAAGGUCCCUUGAAAUCAGGGAGACGGCCCUGGAUCCGGACCAUCCCAGUGUGGCCCGCUCCCUACAUCAGCUGGCCGCGGUUUAUGUCCAGUGGAAGAAGUACGGCAACGCUGAGCAGCUGUAUAAGCAGGCCAUGGAGAUAAGUGAGAACGCCUACGGUGCCGAGCACGCCAGUGUGGCACGAGAGCUGGAGUCACUCGCCAUGCUCUAUCAGAAACAAAAUAAGUAUGAACAAGCAGAGAGACUCCGCAAGAGGUCGGUGAAGAUUCGUCAGAAAACUGCUCGCCAGAAAGGGCAUAUGUAUGGCUUCACUUUGUUGCGACGCAAAACUCUGCAGCUGGAAGAGCUGACGCUGGGGAAAGACUCUGCCGACUGUGCCAAGACCCUGAAUGAGCUGGGGGUCCUGUACUACCUCCAAAAAAACCUGGAUGCAGCCAAGGUGUUUUUGACCCGCUCCCUGGAGAUGCGUCAGCGAGUCCUCGGUCCUGAUCACCCAGACUGUGCUCAGUCUCUCAACAACUUGGCCGCACUGCACACUGAGAGGAGGGACUACGAGACUGCCGAGGACAUGUAUGAGAGGGCGCUGGACAUUCGCAAGAAGGCCCUAUCUCCAGACCACCCGUCGCUGGCGUACACACUCAAGCACCUGGCCAUGCUGUAUAAACGCAGAGGAAGGCUGGAGAAGGCUGUGCCACUGUAUGAGCUGUCCCUAGAAAUAAGGGAAAAGAGUUUUGGGCCCAAACAUCCCAGUGUGGCCACAGCACUGGUCAACUUGGCUGUAAUAUACUGCCAAAUGAAGAAACACAGUGAAGCUUUACCUUUGUAUGAACGAGCACUGAAAGUCUAUGAGGACAGUUUAGGACGCUCACAUCCACGAGUUGGAGAGACCCUUAAAAAUCUGGCUGUGCUUAGCUAUGAAAAGGGUGACUUUGAAAGAGCAGCGGAGCUUUACAAGCGGGCGAUGGAGAUUAAAGAGGCGGAACCAUCGCUUGUAUGUGGAAAUGCACCGUCCCGCCAUUCCUCCAGUGGGGAUACGUUUAGUCUCAGGGGACCUGCUCCUCCCCCACAUGCCCCAAGUGCUGGUCAGUCAAACCCAACCUUUCUAAUACAGACACCCACCAAAAGUUAUGUCCUCAGGAAGAAACCACCCGGCAAGCUGCUGCCAGGGGCUCACAAGAUGGACAGAGAGUAUCGGGUACAAAAGGCCCUGUUUUCUGUGGGAUUCCCUGUGCCUAAGCCUCUGUUACAUUGCACUGAUGCACAGGUCAUUGGAACAGAAUUCUACUUGAUGGAGCAUGUGAAGGGUCGCAUAUUUAGGGAUCUUCGCCUCCCUGGAAUGAGUCCUGCAGAGAGAACGACCAUGUAUGUGGCUGCAGUGGAAGUGUUGGCAAAACUACACUCGCUGGACCUGCGAUCACUGAACCUUGAAAGAUAUGGGAAAGGACCAGGCUACUGCAAGAGACAGGUGUCCACCUGGAUGACGCAAUACACUGCUGCAGCCCACAGAGACAUUCCAGCCAUGAAUCAACUGUCUGAUUGGUUGAUGCAAAAUUUGCCAGCCAAUGACAAUGAGGUCACACUCGUCCAUGGAGAUUUCCGAGUGGAUAAUUUAAUAUUCCAUCCAACAGAGGCACGUGUGAUAGCAGUGUUGGACUGGGAGCUGUCUACCACUGGGCAGCCCCUCGCAGACUUGGCCUAUUACCUAAUGCCUCUCUUUUGGCCCAGAAGCCUAAACAUUGUCGAAACAAUGGGCAGCUUAAAGGAUGUAGACGGGAUUCCAACUGUAGAUAAUCUGAUCUCCAUUUACUGCCGGUGCCGUGGGAUCCCAUUUGCUCUGCCACAGUUGAAUUUCUACCUGGCCCUGUCUCUCUUUAAAAUGGCAGGUAUUGCUCAGGGAAUCUAUGCUCGCCACCUUCUGGGUAAUGCUAGUGCUCCCAAUGCAGCACAGUUUGGCCAGUGUGUGGAGCCCUUGGCGAACAUUGCCUUGCAGCUUGCAAAGGGACCGCUCACAGGUCCAACAGAGGACAAGCUCUUCCUCCAGACAGCUAAAGGUCAUACUGUUCUCCAGCAAGUCAAAGACUUCAUGAGACAACAUGUCCUUCCGGCUCAAGAGGAAGUUGCAGAGUACUACUCCAAACACGCUCAGUCUUCACAGAGGUGGCACACACCGCAAAUAAUACAGGAUUUAAAGGUGAAAGCCAGAGAGGCAGGGCUGUGGAACCUAUUCCUGCCUGCAGUCAGUGGCCUCAGUCAGUUGGACUAUGCCUACAUUGCAGAGGAAACUGGUCACUGUGUCUUUGCCCCUGAAGUCUUCAACUGCCAGGCUCCUGACACGGGGAAUAUGGAGGUGCUGCACAUGUUUGGCAAUGAGGAACAGAAAAGGAAGUGGCUGGAUCCCCUUCUCCGAGGCGAGAUCCACUCCUGUUUCUGCAUGACAGAGCCUGAUGUGGCCUCCAGUGAUGCAACCAACAUGGAGUGCACCCUUCAGAGGGAUGAAGACAACUAUAUCAUCAAUGGAAAGAAAUGGUGGAGCAGUGGUGCUGGCAAUCCUCAGUGCAGAGUGGCCAUUGUAAUGUGCAGGAGUUCUUCCCAGGAUGUUAGCGGCAGGCACGGCCAACACAGCAUGAUCCUCGUUCCCAUGGACACACCUGGUGUAAAGCUCGUCAGACCGCUCACUGUGUUUGGACAGGACGACGCCAUACACGGAGGCCACUUUGAAGUGCACUUUGAAAAUGUCCGUGUCCCUGCCUCCAACAUUAUUCUGGGAGAAGGCAGGGGAUUUGAGAUUGCUCAGGGUCGUCUGGGUCCGGGCAGACUGCACCACUGCAUGAGAGCUGUCGGCAUGGCAGAAAUGGCGCUGGAGCUGCUCUGCCGGCGCGCUGCUACCAGGCGCACAUUUGGGAAAAAGCUGUACCAACAUGAAGUUGUCGCUCACUGGAUUGCAGAAUGCCGUAUCUUGAUUGAACAGACGCGGCUACUGACUCUCCACGCUGCUCACGCAAUAGAUACAGCGGGGAGUCGGGCUGCUCGAAAACAGAUUGCCAUGAUUAAAGUGGCUGCAGCCAGAAUGGCCUGUAAGGUGGUGGACUGUGCGAUCCAGGUUUACGGAGGUGCAGGUGUGAGUGGGGACUUCCCACUAGCACAUAUGUAUUCCUAUGCACGGACUCUGCGCCUUGCUGAUGGACCAGAUGAGGUGCACCUUUCCUCCAUUGCUCUUCUGGAACUGAGGGAUCAACUUAAGAAGACACAGGCCAAACUGUAAUCAGCCUCCCUUAAGAUUUUGUCUUAACUGACUGCUGAUGUCUAAUAAUAUCUAAUAAUUUAGCAAACAAUUUACACAGGUGUGUUUAAAUGAAUUAUUAUUUUAAUAAACAUGUAAAAACACAUGUA
Solea solea (common sole) is the source of this 6374-nucleotide messenger RNA. It is a transcript of the gene nphp3, whose product is annotated as nephronophthisis 3. Gene Ontology annotation, biological process: kidney development; convergent extension; determination of left/right symmetry. Gene Ontology annotation, cellular component: mitochondrion. The transcript has 48 exons. Gene Ontology annotation, molecular function: oxidoreductase activity, acting on the CH-CH group of donors; flavin adenine dinucleotide binding; protein binding. Lineage: Eukaryota; Metazoa; Chordata; Actinopteri; Pleuronectiformes; Soleidae. The record is from RefSeq and is a predicted model, not a curated record. Bases 160 to 6246 code for a protein of 2028 amino acids.